UUUUUUUUUUUAGUAAAAAAAAUCGGUUCUUAGCUCUUCAAAUACAAGCUAGAACGCAAGUGCUGUCAUCGAUCGCCACCCGUUGGUCUCCCGACGCUACCGACGUAACCAAUUCUGCCGUACAAGUCUCACCCCGAGUUUCACAAUGUCACGCUAUGUGGACACACUGCCAGCUCCUACGAACCCAAAGGAGAAGAAGGUGAUAGUGCUUAGUUUUGGACGAAAUGGCACCCUCGGCCUAUAUUACGCGCUGCAGAAGCUUGGAUACAACCCGUGCCACAUGCGCACCGUGUUCCUUGGCGGCGCGCACGAACUGAAGCUUCUCCGGGAGGCCGCCCGUGGAGGAACAUACAGUGGGGAGAAACCAUUCAGCAAGGAGGAUUUGCAGAAAUGGCUCGGCGACUACGACGCGAUCACCGACAUCACACCCUUCAUCUUGGAGGAGGCCGUCGCCGCGUGGCCGGAUGCUAAGUUCAUCUUGACCACGCGCGAUGAGGAUGCCUGGUAUCGCUCUAUAGAGAAUACCAUCCUUCCGAUGUCGAGAAAAACUAAGUCGCCGUUCUUCAGACUGCUCGGGAUGUUCAACUCGUUCUUGUACGAAAUGGGGGGAAUGACCGAUACCUUGGGGGGAUUCAUCUGGAAAGACAGAGCCAUCGAUAACAAGGAAGCGGCCAUAAUGACAUAUCGCGCACACAAUGAGAAAGCGCGAAGCCUUGUGCCAAAGGAUCGCAUGAUCGAGAUCAAGCUCGAGGAUGGUCUCGGCUGGGAGCAAAUCUGCCCCUUCUUGGAAAAGGAGAUCCCCAACGAGCCUUACCCCCGCGCAAACAAUGCGGCCGAGUUCAAGGAGCUCACAACGAGCAUCAUCGGCCCCAGUGUUCGCAUGGCUAUGCUGAACAUGGCGACCACAGUCGUGGCGCCGUGUGUGGCAGUCGGGGCGUGGUACUAUCUGCGAUAUAUCAGAAAGUGAAACGCAGCCACUUUGAGAAGGAAGAGAGAGCACAUUCCAGGCUGAUUUGUUCAUAUGUAGCUGUCUAAGUCAUCGGCGAUAGCUUUGAGGUAGAUAAGGGUAUCGAGCUGGGCGAUGUGCAGGGCGUAAGGCAUUGUGGUAUCUUGUCUCCGUUGACGACGUUCUUCGUAUUAAGAUAGAUUUGGCUCAUUGUCGUCGUUGUUGUCGUCGUCUUCGUCAUUGCCGCUGUGACCCACGCCAAGCUAAGACAAAUCCCAUCCAAAACGUCUAAUUUCAGGCAACAUAUCUAAAAAAAAUAUGUAACUGCAGACAAAAACCGGUCAGGUGGUG
This is a messenger RNA of Phialemonium atrogriseum, 1297 nucleotides long. RefSeq lists its product as uncharacterized. The transcript has 4 exons. Bases 146 to 967 code for a protein of 273 amino acids. The record is from RefSeq and is a predicted model, not a curated record. NCBI's taxonomy places the organism in Eukaryota, Fungi, Ascomycota, Sordariomycetes, Cephalothecales, Cephalothecaceae.